CCGCGGCAAUGGCACUAUUCCAGACCUUAAGGUUCGAUCAUUGUCCCUCUCCUGGCGUUCGGAAAGCCUCUAGAUAACUGUAUAAAUCAACCGGGGGCACCAGACUCUGGGAAGAGAUUGAAUACAUGAUCAUGCCCUGCUCAAUUUCGACACUUUGGGCUGGUUACAGACACGAUGCAGCACGUGGUUUGAAAAUAAUUCAACGUCUGUCUGGCUGACAUCAAAACGACAAGACAAGCCCACCGACACCGAAACCGCAGGUCCGCCGGAAUCUCCAGUGUUUGUCCAGCGCUUCUCCCAUUGGCGCGGUUAUUGUCACCGGUUAAAUUGCCAUUGGUCCUCUUAUAAUUGUGGGCUUCCACGGCAAAUCGCUUCCCAGGCAAACCCAAAGCACUUUGAACAGCCCAGCAACCCAGCAAGCUCAGGAACCUGGACCCUCUGCCAAAGUGUUAGGCACGCAGGGUAGCACCAGGCGGGGUUCUCAAGCCUCUCGAUAGAACGACGUGGGAGCUCUUUAGGCUUCUCUCCAAUGAGCUAUCGUGGGGCGACGGCUCGGGGUUGGGAAGAAACUCGUUUUCGCGAAUGGGAAAUGUCAUUUGUGCCAUGGCUGAAAUACCCAAUGCGGGGAUGGAGGGUUUUUGCGUAUAUAAUGGGAUUUGCACAUCUUGCCUUGGGAAGAGAUUUUCCUCCAGCUCUUCUCUGUCUGCUUCCCUGUCCAAUCUCUUUGCCUUCCUGACGUCGUCAUUGUGAUAGUAGCUGCUAUUACAUCACCCCGCCAAGAGCGUUUCCGUUGAACAUAAGGACUCGGCGUUGAGCAACAGUUUCGCUUCGAAGAUGGCGACUCAAACGAUCAACAAGGAUGCGAUCAGCAACCUCUCCUUCGUCCUCAACAAGCCCGGCGACGUGACCUUUGAGGAGCGGCCGAAGCCGACCAUCACGGACCCCAACGACGUCCUCGUCGCCGUCAACUACACGGGCAUCUGCGGCUCCGACGUGCACUACUGGGUGCACGGCGCCAUCGGGCACUUCGUCGUCAAGGACCCGAUGGUGCUGGGCCACGAGUCGGCCGGCACCGUCGUCGAGGUCGGCCCGGCCGUCAAGAGCCUCAAGCCCGGCGACCGCGUCGCCCUCGAGCCCGGCUACCCGUGCCGGCGGUGCUCCUUCUGCCGCGCCGGCAAAUACAACCUGUGCCCGGACAUGGUCUUCGCCGCCACGCCGCCGUACCACGGCACCCUGACGGGCCUGUGGGCGGCGCCCGCCGACUUCUGCUACAAGCUGCCGGACGGCGUGUCGCUGCAGGAGGGCGCGCUGAUCGAGCCGCUGGCCGUGGCCGUCCACAUUGUCAAGCAGGCCCGCGUCCAGCCGGGCCAGUCCGUCGUCGUCAUGGGCGCCGGCCCCGUCGGCCUGCUGUGCGCCGCCGUGGCCAAGGCGUACGGCGCCUCCACCAUUGUCAGCGUCGACAUCGUGCAGUCCAAGCUCGACUUUGCGCGCGGCUUCUGCUCGACGCACACGUACGUCUCGCAGCGCAUCUCGGCUGAGGACAACGCAAAGGCCAUCAAGGAGCUGGCGGGCCUGCCCGGCGGCGCCGACGUCGUGAUUGACGCCAGCGGCGCGGAGCCGUCGAUCCAGACGAGCAUUCACGUCGUCCGCAUGGGCGGCACGUACGUCCAGGGCGGCAUGGGCAAGAGCGACAUCACGUUCCCCAUCAUGGCCAUGUGCCUCAAGGAGGUGACGGUCCGGGGCUCGUUCCGCUACGGCGCCGGCGACUACGAGCUGGCGGUCGAGCUGGUCCGGACGGGGCGGGUGGACGUCAAGAAGCUGAUUACGGGCACCGUCAGCUUCAAGCAGGCGGAGGAGGCGUUCCAAAAGGUCAAGUCUGGGGAGGCCAUCAAGAUUCUGAUUGCCGGGCCCAACGAGAAGGUGUAA
Molecule: messenger RNA, 1926 nt
Organism: Trichoderma reesei QM6a
Lineage: Eukaryota; Fungi; Ascomycota; Sordariomycetes; Hypocreales; Hypocreaceae
Gene: xdh1
Product: xylitol dehydrogenase
Exons: 2
Coding region: 835-1926 (363 amino acids)
Biological process (GO): D-sorbitol catabolic process
Molecular function (GO): zinc ion binding; L-iditol 2-dehydrogenase (NAD+) activity
Source: RefSeq, a predicted model, not a curated record